Messenger RNA from Pundamilia nyererei, 2611 nucleotides. It is a transcript of the gene adamtsl5, whose product is annotated as ADAMTS like 5. Bases 690 to 2330 code for a protein of 546 amino acids. Gene Ontology annotation, molecular function: protein binding; metalloendopeptidase activity. The transcript is spliced from 13 exons. Lineage: Eukaryota; Metazoa; Chordata; Actinopteri; Cichliformes; Cichlidae. Gene Ontology annotation, cellular component: extracellular matrix. The record is from RefSeq and is a predicted model, not a curated record. Gene Ontology annotation, biological process: extracellular matrix organization; proteolysis.
GAGAGAGGGAGACACACGGACACAACAGCAGCAGCCGAGCUGUGGACAAGUGGGAUCGGCCCGUGGCCCCCGUGCUCCUGAGAAGUCGUCCCCGCUCCUCUGUGCGCACUGAGAGGAAGGUCACGAGGAAAAUAGAGGGGAAAGUGCCACCGGCGCUACCUGCUGCGACCACAGUCAACCGGGAGUCACCUGCCGGGAGGCAAAAGUGCAUUUUAAGCGUAGUUGUAGGUACACGUUGGAGUCGUGGCAGAUGGUUUAUAAGAUGCUCUUUUUUUAAAGGACAAAGGGCCCUUCGUGUCACUUUUUGCACUUGCGCGUCCAGCAAAGGAGGUCUUACAAAAAUUAACGUAUUUAUUUUUUUCAGGCUUUACUUGUAACUGAUGUCAUGUGUUUUGGGAAGUGGGACGCAGCUGUUUGGAUGGACAGGCACUUCAGCUGAGAGGGAGUGAAAGACACGAGACUUCCUUCAGAGUGUCUGCUAAAAAAACAGCGAAGGCAGAAGGAAGAAGCCUCCAGCAGACGCAGGGACAUGGAUGGUAUCGCUGUCUUUGAAACCCGUGUGUCGGCGCAGUCUGCAGAUUGGGUGCACAGCGCGUCCGAGCCGUGACAGUUCAUCAUGACAGAGAAUCCAAACUGCACCUGAGCGCGAAUGUAACGUUACCGGAGCCCACUCCACUACAGGAUCCACGAUGUCCUCAGUCCAGACGAGGAAGCUGACUCUUUGCCAGGCCCUGACCUUUGUCCUGCUGCUGGUCCUUCCCGUGUCCCUGUCCUCCCCGCAGAGUCCCUCUUGGAUUUCGGCGUGGGGUCCUAACAGCAACGAUUCGUCGAUGCGUCCAGCUCGCACACGGAGGCAGCUGCACUUCAGAAAUGAGUGGGCAACAUGGAGCGGCUGGUCUGUGUGCUCACGCACCUGUGGGGGCGGAGCAUCUGUGAGGUCACGCACCUGCAUCACAAGGAAUCCAGUGGGUGGACCAUGUGCAGGAGAUCCCAGACAGUACAAGAUCUGCAACACCAAGGACUGUCCCCCUGGCUCGGAGGAUUUCCGAGAGAUGCAGUGUGCUGCCUUUAAUGACAGGCCGCUGGUGGCUGGCAACUCCUUCAGAUGGACCACCUUUCAUGGAGGCUCUAACCCCUGUGAACUCAGCUGCUUGGCCUUGGGUCACAACUUCUACUUCAACUUUGGCCGAGUGCUUGACGGCACAGCCUGCGACAAGGACUCAGGAGCAGUGUGUGUGAACGGACGCUGCCUGAAACCUGGCUGUGACUUCAUCUUAGGCUCAAAGCAGCAGGUGGAUGCCUGCAUGGUGUGUGGCGGACACAACGCCACCUGCCUACACCACAAGAGUGUGUACCAGAGCAACAGUCUGGAGGCAGGCGGGCCUUUUGGAUACAAUGAAGUGGCCAUGAUCCCUGCUGGAGCAACUCACAUCCGAGUCACUGAUAACAGCAGGAAUUAUCUUGCCCUGCAGAAUGGACGCUCCCAGUUUUUGAUUAAUGGAAACUGGAAGAUCAGCGUUCCAGGCGAGUACAGUGUAGCAGGGACUAAGCUGGUUUAUCAGCGCUCAGCAGACACCUGGGAAAGCUUUGAGGUGCCAGGACCCACCCAGGAAGACCUUCAUCUAAUGGUUCUGGCAACAGACAGAAACCCGGGGAUUGAGUACGAGUAUUGGCUCCCACCAGACCAGUAUGCUCUCUUCCACGGGAGGAGGAGCCCACUGCGACAGGCUCACCAUACUGCCAGCUACCUACCCUGGAGUCAGCCCACUGCUUCAGCCACAACCACCACUACCAGGGUUCCACAAAACACCCCCCGACCUCACUGGUUUUUACAGCCAGUGAAGCCACCACACCACCAGCGUCCCCACCAGCCCAUCCUGCCUCGUCUGGAGCGGGACGAGAACCAUAGAAAUUUCCUCCCUCAGCCCUCACCUGAAAGACAUUGUGGCAAAUGCCAGCGUGUUAAAGGUCGACGAGAACGCCAGAGACAGUAUUGCCAGAAGGACUUUGUUUUCCGGGCAAGAGUCCUUUUGAAGCUGCAACGAGGUGAGGAAACUCGUUACGACGUCCAGAUCAUCCACACCUACCGGAACCGGUUCCGCCUGGAGCACCGGGAGUUCCUGUGGGUCCCUAAUGUGUGCGACUGCCCUAACCUGGAAGUAGGGAAACAGUAUAUCUUUAUGGCGCGACGUCACAUUAAUUAUGAGCGCACAUUAAACCGAAUUCUGCUUGAAGAGGAGAGCUAUGUGGUGCCAUACAGAACCAGAGAGGAUGAACUGUUAUGGCCGCUUGAAAGGCUCUGCAGCAACAGAGGACCCAAACAGAACUGAGGGGAUGAGUGUUGUCGCACGCUUUACUCAGAUAUAACAUUUCUGGACCUUUAAACCAACAUCAGAUUCCUUGUGAUGCAUGUAUUCCAGAAAUACUGAGAGUCCACGAUUAUUUAAAAGCCUGAUCAGCUUACUGUACAAUUUAGAGCACUUUAGGUGACACUUGUGCCACCUUUAAAAACACCAAAGAGAAAAACUGACUGAAAUGGCCUUUUUAUUGUGGCUAUUUCCCACAGCCAUCAUAUAUUUUUAUAUUAUAUUUGUUUUUGUGUAAAAGAAGA